Odontomachus brunneus is the source of this 1239-nucleotide messenger RNA. Its product is annotated as putative peptidyl-tRNA hydrolase PTRHD1. The coding region runs from base 782 to 1189 and encodes 135 amino acids. NCBI's taxonomy places the organism in Eukaryota, Metazoa, Arthropoda, Insecta, Hymenoptera, Formicidae. The record is from RefSeq and is a predicted model, not a curated record. The transcript is spliced from 2 exons. Gene Ontology annotation, molecular function: peptidyl-tRNA hydrolase activity.
CUUUCAUGCAACUGAGAGUUAUUUGAUCAGAGAUCGUUGUAUCGUCAUUAGUGAAUCGGAAACUUCCGCGAAAAUUUGCAUAAUACGCAUUUCCUGAUGGAUGUUACAAAAUGAUCCUAACCUUUCGUCGUGCUCUCGUUGUAUCAGCCGGCACGUUUCGAUUCGCCACGAUAUGUAGAUUGAGUUUUUUAAUACAUUGAUGGAUCCAUCAAUGAAUUAAAAAACUUGCUUGUAGCCACUUCCUCUCUCUACUGCAAACUAUUUAAACGGGAGAGAUUUUCUCGCGAACACGUCGGUGGACGCGAGUCGGGUCGGGAAUGAAUAAACGUCGUCUCGUGAACCAUGAUGUGUCAUACGUGCUAAUUAUUUCUGCGUUAUUUGUCUUUAAUAACAACAAUUUGUAUAAAUAAUACAUCUUGCGUAUGCCGCAACAUCAAAGGAACGACGCUAUAGCGAACGCGUUUUUGCGGCGCGAUCUGCGGACGUCAUUGAGCCGGGCACGAAUACAAUUUUAAUAUAUAUAUAUAUAUAUAUAUAUUUAUAUAUUUAUAUAUUUAUAUUUAUAUAAAUAGCUCGGAAGAGUAUCUGCGUUUUACACCCUAAUCCGUACGAAUAAUAUACCUUUUGGCACUUACUAAUUAAUCGAAACCAGGGCCAUCUUAAACAUUAACCGUCGAUCGAAACGACACGAGAGAUCCCGGUCCCUCCUCUCUUCUUGUCCUCUCUUUCUCUGUCUCUCUCUUUCUCUAUCUCCUCGAGUUAUGUAGGGAAAGGAGAGGAGAUGGAAAACGUUCUAAGCGAGUCUAGGAAAGCGAUCUUUCUCGCCAGAAUGACCGGGAUAGUUCAGUACGUGGUGGUGCGGGCAGAUCUUUUGAAGACAAUGGGCUGGCCGUUGGGCGCGGUGGUCGCACAAGCGUGUCACGCGUGCACCGCCGUUACUCAUCUCUUUUACAAUGACACCCACACGCAGGCUUAUCUCGCCGAUUUAGACAAUAUGCACAAGGUGGUGCUCGAAGCUGCCGACGAAGCCAGUCUGCAAACGCUACAUACGAAAUUGAGGGAGAACGACAUUCAGCACAAGCUGUGGAUAGAGCAGCCCGAGAACAUCGCGACGUGCCUGGUGACGAAGCCUUACCCUAAGGACGAGGUGCAGCCGUACUUCAAAAAGUUCAAAUUGCUCAAGACGUGACGACAGCGCGGCGCAUGUAAACGGCAAUAAAUGAUCUUUUUGUAAUCAAG